Molecule: messenger RNA, 1818 nt
Organism: Helianthus annuus (common sunflower)
Lineage: Eukaryota; Viridiplantae; Streptophyta; Magnoliopsida; Asterales; Asteraceae
Product: MLO-like protein 1
Exons: 14
Coding region: 151-1623 (490 amino acids)
Biological process (GO): defense response
Cellular component (GO): membrane
Source: RefSeq, a predicted model, not a curated record
ACGAUAGUGUGAUAUCGAGGGUCUAAUCACAAGUGGGAACGAUGGGCUAAACUCAUUACUCAUGUUGUUGAUAAAACAAUAUAUAAUAAUAAUAUACUAUCCACAUGAUACCAAAUUUGUAACUUUGUGUAGAUCGAUUGAACGUAAUCCAUGGCGGGUGGUGAAGGUGAAGGCACCUCAUUAGAGUUUACACCCACAUGGGUUGUCGCUGCCGUCUGUACAGUUAUCGUCGGGAUCUCUCUUGCUGUCGAACGUCUACUACAUUACACCGGCAAGAAACUAAAGGAGUCAGGUCAAAAGCCUCUCUAUGAAGCCUUGCAAAAGAUCAAAGAAGAGUUGAUGCUUUUGGGGUUUAUUUCCCUUUUAUUAACUGUUUCCCAAUCAAGACUUGUCAAGAUUUGUGUAAAGGAGAGUAUAAUGAAACACCUUCUUCCAUGCUCGUUGAGUCAUAAAAAAGAAGCCUCAAGUAAUAAAGGUUACGAGGCAACGUCUCAUAUUCGCCAUUUACUUGCGGAAGAAGCAACGACUUUGGGUUAUUGUGCUUCAAAGAACAAAGUCCCGCUCCUAUCUCUUGAGGCAUUGCAUCAUCUCCACAUAUUUAUUUUUGUCCUAGCUGUUGUGCACGUGGCAUUUUCUGUCCUUACUGUUGUAUUUGGAGUGGCUAAGAUACGGGAAUGGAAGCAUUGGGAAGAAUCUAUCACAAAAGAUAACUUUGACCAUUCAAAAGUUUUAAAGCAUAAAGUCACACGCGUUAAAGAUCAUGACUUUAUUAAGGACCGUUUCGUUGGCAUGGGCAAACGUUCAGCCAUUCGAGGCUGGCUGCGUUCUUUUUUCAAGCAAUUCUAUGGAUCUGUCACCAAGUCAGAUUAUGUAGCAUUGCGUUUGGGAUUUAUUAUGACCCAUUGCAAGGCAAACCCGAAGUUCAAUUUUCACAAAUACAUGAUCCGAGCGCUAGAAGAUGAUUUUAAAAAAGUGGUUGGAAUCAGUUGGUAUCUUUGGCUAUUUGUGGUCGUAUUCUUGUUGAUGAACGUUAACGGUUUGCAUGUAUACUUCUGGAUAUCUUUCAUCCCUUUCUUUCUUCUACUUGCUGUGGGAACAAAGCUGGAACACAUCAUAAUCCAGUUAGCUCAAGAGGUUGCUGAAAAACAUGUAGCUAUAGAAGGAGAAUUAGUCGUGCAUCCGUCAGAUGAUCAUUUUUGGUUUCGACGCCCCAAAGUUGUGCUUUUUUUCAUACAUUUUAUCCUCUUUCAAAAUGCAUUUGAGAUCGCAUUCAUCUUCUGGAUUUGGGUUCAAUAUGGUUUUGAUUCAUGCAUAAUGGGGAAAGUCGCUUACAUUAUUCCGCGGUUAAUCAUCGGGUUGUUUAUACAGGUUUUGUGUAGUUAUAGCACUCUACCACUUUAUGCUCUUGUGACACAGAUGGGAACACAUUUCAAGAAGUCAAUAUUUGAUGAGCAUAUACAGGCCAAAGUUGUGGGUUGGGCUCUACACGCCAAGAAAAAGACGGCCCAUAGCGGUGGGACCAACGACUCGGGCCAAGAUGGCCCAGCUACCUCUAGCUCUGCUGCCACAUCUGCUUUUAAGGGUAUUCAACUAAGUCAAAUUAAUCAGAACCAACAGUCUUAAAAAAUGUAGUGAUUCAUGGAGUAUAUGAUAUAUUGAUAGUAGCUGCAAAAUAAGGUCAAUCUUGAGCCUAGUUUUGUUAUGUUUGUGAUUUGUGGACCGGCCCGACUAGUUUUAAUAACCGGAUGAUGUCAUAUAUAAUUUAAAAUGUAAACUUAUAAAUAUAUAAGGAACUUAAAUAUUUUUAACAACACUUUA